Molecule: messenger RNA, 731 nt
Organism: Vitis riparia (riverbank grape)
Lineage: Eukaryota; Viridiplantae; Streptophyta; Magnoliopsida; Vitales; Vitaceae
Product: stigma-specific STIG1-like protein 1
Exons: 2
Coding region: 8-490 (160 amino acids)
Source: RefSeq, a predicted model, not a curated record
CCCCAACAUGAAGUCCCUAAAGCUCGUUAUUCUCAUGCUGGCCCUGCUCUUGGACAUGGCUGCUAUACGCUCAGUCUCAUCAGCUGAAGAAGAAGACUUCAUGUUUCAUCUAGACCAGGAUGACAGCAUCGCUGCUGAAGCUGAAAAUUCUGAUCAACUUCCAUUACUUGAAAGCGAGCAGCCGAUAUCGCUUAGGGGGACUAGCCGGUUUCUGACGGAGGCGGCCCGGAUCAAGGUGACGUGCGACAAGUACCCUACAGUAUGCCGAGCCAAGGGAAGUGCAGGGAAGUACUGCUGCAAGAAGAAGUGUGUGAAUGUGAGGACGGACAGGCUCAACUGUGGGGCGUGUGGGAAGAAGUGUAGGUACUCUGAGAUUUGCUGCAAAGGGGAGUGCGUCAACCCUUCUUCAGACAGGAGGAAUUGUGGGGGCUGCGGCAAGAAGUGUAAGAAAGGGAGUCUCUGCGUGCAUGGGAUGUGCAGCUACUCGUAGAUUUCUGAGCAUUGUUGCUUUACAUGAUGACAACCAUGAGCCAGUUCACAGUGCCUGAAAUCCAAGACACUUCUUCUCUGCCGGACUGGCCGCUUCCUGCUCAUUCCUGAGCAAGGAGAGAAGGAUUGCAGGAACUGUGGAUGGAGUGUGUAGUUACAAAUAAUAAUUGCAUGUAUACUUCAUAUGAUGGAAAGCGGAUCGUGUUGAUGAUUCGUUCAAUAAAAGAACAUAUGGGAUAUGC